CAAAAUAAUUUCUUUAUUUUUAGUACAAUCUAUUUUGCGAUGACAAUUUAUGGAAAUUAACUCUCGUUGGGACAAUCAAUACUUUGGGACAAUUCUUUUCCUUAAUUAUUAGCGGAAUCGUUUCAGACAAAUUAGGAAGAAAAUUUGUAUUAAUAUGGGGAAUGGUUGGAGGUGCAAUUUUUGGAACUGCCAGAGCUUUCGCUCCAAACUACAUCGUUUUCACGACGCUCGAAUUUUUAGACGCCCUAUUCCAAUCGGGGACUUACGCAACCGGGUUUGUUUUAGCCGUUGAAUUAGUUGGCCCAAAAAAACGUGUAUUAGCAGGAACAUUAAUUUGUUGUUGUUUCGCUUUAGGAGAAGUUUUAGCGGCUGCCGUAGCAUGGUUAAGCAUGGAUUGGAAAAUUACAAUUUUAGUCCUUUACGUUCCAAUUUUUUUAAUAAUCUCGUAUCAAUGGCUCAUCCCAGAAUCAGUUCGAUGGCUUCUCAGUCAAAAACGUUACAAAGAAGCCGAAGAUAUCCUUAUGAAAGCAGCCCGAAUUAAUGGCAGAACAAUUUCGAAACAUGCCUUAGAAAAGUUGACGGUUCCCGUUGAUGAAAUUGCGAAAGAACCGUUUUUCCAUGUGUUUAAAUCGAGAAUUUUAGUGAUGAGAUUUUUUAAUUCAUGUUUUUGUUGGUUAUCAUGCGCGUUUUUGUUCUAUGGUUUAACAUUAAACGCGGUUUCUUUAGCUGGAAAUAGUUACGUCGAUUUUAUUUUAACUUCGUUAGUCGAAAUUCCAGCUUAUAUCGCUACUUACAUCACCGUUGAUCGUUUUGGAAGGCGAUGGACUCAAAGCUUAUCAUUCUUUAUUACUGCUGUAGCUUGUUUUGCUUAUAUCUUUAUAAGUAAAGAUCAACACGUUUUGGCUUUAUGUUUCUAUUUAUUAGGGAAAUUUGGAGCAACAGCAGCUUUUACGAUAUGUUACAUAAUUUCUAGCGAAAUUUUCCCAACACCUUUAAGGCAUUCUUUAAUGGGGGGUUGUUCAAUGAUUGCGAGGAUUGGGUCGAUGGUUUCACCACAAAUGCCACUUUUGGAACAAUUAUGGAAGCCACUUCCUUUAGUUUUAUUCACCGGCAUGGCAGCUAUUGCUGGGCUUUUAACUUUGGCAUUUCCAGAAACAUUAAACACCAAAUUACCGGAUACUAUUGAGGAGGCGGAAAAUAUCGGAAAGAAACCUCAGAAAAUACCCUGAUAUUUUUAAUUUUAAUGUAAAUAGAUUAAUUUAUUUAAUAAAUUUGAUUAAAUUGA
Onthophagus taurus is the source of this 1285-nucleotide messenger RNA. The record is from RefSeq and is a predicted model, not a curated record. Lineage: Eukaryota; Metazoa; Arthropoda; Insecta; Coleoptera; Scarabaeidae.